This is a messenger RNA of Drosophila biarmipes, 878 nucleotides long. RefSeq lists its product as uncharacterized. The transcript has a single exon. The record is from RefSeq and is a predicted model, not a curated record. Bases 367 to 849 code for a protein of 160 amino acids. NCBI's taxonomy places the organism in Eukaryota, Metazoa, Arthropoda, Insecta, Diptera, Drosophilidae.
GUAUCAUCCAUAAUAAUAACAAAUCAAAAUUCAAUAAAUUAACUUUGAAUUAUUUACUUUUUGCCAAGAACCCAACCCACCUUUGCACACAUCACCCACAAGAUCUGGGGCUACAGCGAUCAAGUGCCCAGCCAGAGAUCAGCGAUCGUUGAUCUCCAGAAGCAAAAAAGAAGGCAAAUCGAAUUGUUGCUGCUUAUUCUGUGGCCAAUCUCCUUUAUGGGCAUAGAAUCAGUGAAAAAAUGUAGUGAAAAGUGCGUACUUGACCCACAUUUCUGGGCCGAGAUCGGCAAGAGCUCAGAUCGUGACGAGUGAUGGGGCACAUUUUUGGGUAUUUAAGCCCAGUUUGGCCCGGGGCAACGGUCAAACAUGGCUGGACAGCGAUUUCUGAUCGUACUGAUCGCGGCUUCGAUCUGCUGGGCCCCUUGGACUCCGGGCAUCUCGGCCAAGAGCUGUGGAUCGAGGCUCCAGGUGCGAGCCCAAGGCGAUGCCAUCGAUCUCAGCAGGCUGAGCGAAAAGCAGCUGCAGCAGCUCCUCCAGCAGUUGGCCAAGUUGCAGACCACCAAGCAGGAUGGCGAUGUUGAGGACCUGGCGGAGGACGAGCAGGAUCUGGACGGGGAUCGGGAUCAGGAUCUGGAUCUGGAGGACCCCGAGAACGAUCACCGCGGAGGAAGUCGGCCCUGGAACCGGUUGCAGAGGAUCAUCCGGCGACAGCUGGUGAAGAUUCCCAAAAGAUAUCUCAAGAAGUUCCUCAGGCAGUUCGGAUUGGCCAGGAGUGUGGGAUACACCGAUGUCAGGAGUACGGCUAUAGUGCCCCAGCUGGAGGAGUACUACCUAAUACCUUUGGAAUAAACUAAUGAAUGAGGGGAAAUACACGCAUC